CCACAGUGCGCCUCUUAUGCACUCCAGCACCCCCAUCAGCUCCCUCUUCUCCUUCACCAGCCCCGCAGUGAAGAGACUGCUCGGCUGGAAGCAAGGAGAUGAAGAGGAAAAGUGGGCGGAGAAGGCGGUGGACUCUUUAGUGAAGAAGUUAAAGAAAAAGAAAGGAGCCAUGGACGAGCUGGAGAGGGCCCUCAGCUGCCCAGGGCAGCCCAGCAAGUGCGUGACGAUUCCCCGCUCCCUGGACGGGCGGCUGCAGGUCUCCCACCGCAAGGGUCUGCCCCACGUCAUUUACUGCCGAGUGUGGCGUUGGCCCGAUCUCCAGUCUCACCAUGAGUUGAAGCCCCUGGAGUGCUGUGAGUUCCCGUUUGGCUCCAAGCAGAAAGAGGUGUGCAUUAACCCCUACCACUAUCGCCGGGUGGAGACGCCAGUGCUGCCUCCCGUGCUGGUGCCCAGACACAGCGAGUACAACCCGCAGCUCAGCCUCCUGGCCAAGUUCCGCAGCGCAUCCCUGCACAGCGAGCCGCUCAUGCCGCACAACGCCACCUACCCCGACUCCUUCCAGCAGCCUCCGUGCCCCGCCUUCCCGCCGUCGCCGGGACCCCCGUUCCCGCCAUCCCCUUGCACUGGCGGCUACCCUCCCUCCCCGGAAAGUCCUUCGGAGCCGGAGAGCCCCUUCCAGCACUCAGAUUUCCGGCCUGUUUGCUACGAGGAGCCACAGCACUGGUGCUCCGUCGCCUACUAUGAACUGAACAACCGUGUUGGGGAGACGUUCCAGGCUUCCUCCCGCAGUGUGCUCAUCGACGGGUUCACAGACCCCUCAAAUAACAGGAACAGGUUCUGUCUCGGACUCCUUUCUAAUGUGAACCGAAACUCAACGAUAGAAAAUACCAGAAGACACAUAGGAAAGGGCGUGCACCUCUACUACGUCGGGGGAGAGGUCUACGCAGAGUGUGUGAGUGACAGCAGCAUCUUUGUGCAGAGCCGGAACUGCAACUACCAGCACGGCUUCCACCCGGCCACCGUCUGCAAGAUCCCCAGCGGCUGUAGCCUCAAGAUCUUCAACAACCAGCUGUUUGCCCAGCUGCUCGCUCAGUCCGUCCACCAUGGCUUUGAAGUCGUGUAUGAGCUGACUAAGAUGUGCACCAUCCGGAUGAGUUUUGUCAAGGGUUGGGGAGCUGAAUAUCACCGCCAGGAUGUCACAAGCACCCCCUGCUGGAUUGAGAUUCACCUUCAUGGACCACUGCAGUGGUUGGACAAAGUUCUGACUCAGAUGGGCUCCCCACACAACCCGAUUUCUUCAGUGUCUUAACAGUCGUGUCUUAAUCCACAUUUCUGUAGAUUAGAUGCUGUUGCAGGCAGUGGCUUGUGUCAUUUCAGA
Sus scrofa (pig) is the source of this 1378-nucleotide messenger RNA. RefSeq names its product SMAD family member 9 (gene SMAD9). NCBI's taxonomy places the organism in Eukaryota, Metazoa, Chordata, Mammalia, Artiodactyla, Suidae. The record is from RefSeq and is marked provisional. Gene Ontology annotation, biological process: regulation of transcription by RNA polymerase II; cell differentiation; BMP signaling pathway. Gene Ontology annotation, cellular component: heteromeric SMAD protein complex. Gene Ontology annotation, molecular function: DNA-binding transcription factor activity, RNA polymerase II-specific; RNA polymerase II cis-regulatory region sequence-specific DNA binding; I-SMAD binding.